Molecule: messenger RNA, 8085 nt
Organism: Dendronephthya gigantea
Lineage: Eukaryota; Metazoa; Cnidaria; Anthozoa; Malacalcyonacea; Nephtheidae
Product: protein capicua homolog
Exons: 8
Coding region: 1729-5664 (1311 amino acids)
Biological process (GO): regulation of transcription by RNA polymerase II
Cellular component (GO): nucleus
Molecular function (GO): RNA polymerase II transcription regulatory region sequence-specific DNA binding; DNA-binding transcription factor activity, RNA polymerase II-specific
Source: RefSeq, a predicted model, not a curated record
UCUUUCAGUUGUUAUUGCCUGGUGUAUUUGAAACUACAAUCUAUACUUUGAUCAAGGAAGCUGAAUUGAUCGUGUGUGAUGUCGUACAAACUGUAUACAUAAUACAUUCGUAGGAGGAAAUUAAUUUGUCUUCUGCCAUAUCGUUUCGAUUUAAGAGAAACUAUUGUUUCUUUACGUAGAUUUUAGAAUUGCGGGUUUACAUGAUUUAUGUAAGAUUUUGAGGCUAUACUCGAUUCGUGUGACCUCUGCAAGCAGUGCUUAUAGACGGUAUUCUUUGGUUACUAAAUGCUGUUGCAUGCGUUACAUUCAACAAACACGACUAGUCGUGAUGCUAUUGUUUUAAUGAUUCUUUAUUUAUUUGGGAUAUCAGAAGAAAUCAUUUCGCUUUCGGUGUACUGAAUAAACUAUAUACGUAGAGGACUCGGAACAUUUUACAAACUUGUCGAGACGUGCCUUUUGUUAUGUGAGUUCUAUAAUUCGAAGUGUUGUAGAUGUUUGUAUAUACAAUUGUUGUGUUCGGCUAAAGUCUAUGUUAAACAAAACCUGUGUUAGUGAGACAGACAAACGGUGUAUUACAGUAACGAGUUAGGGCAAUUUAGGUAUUUUCGACAACUUUAUAGGAAGUAUGAAAAUGAAACACGGCUUUUCAUUGUCUGACAAAACUGCAUCGACAGCUAAACAUAGUCAUGCAUAAAUUAUAAAUUACGAUGCUAGUGAUAUACAGUCGUUAAAAACAAUUCGUUUCCUCUCAUUGACGAAUUAAACUUAUAUACUAAAGACUAGUUUUGUUGCCCGAGUGAACGGUAAGGUAGUCCCCGUACCAGUACUGAAACAGUGUCAACCACUAAUCAUAUAGCUCUGUGCAGAAGGCAAUUUUUCUUUUUGUUUACAUUUCACCUCUGCCAAUCUUUCAUCAAGCGUUGUGUUCAAAUAUUGAGAGUGGCCGUUAUGCCAUUUCUGAACAUGCAUAGUACAUUGGGUUAAAAUGGUAUGGUAUCCUUAAUAUAUACAGUCAUAUAUAAUAAGAUAUAUAUAUACUGAAUGACUAUACAUAUAUGUAUACAGUAUAUUUUUGUUUAAAGUUGUGAUUCUUACAAUUCUAUUUCCUGUGUAUUAAAUACUUAUUACCUGGUACUAGAUUUUUUGGAAUCUUAGGUUUAUUUGUGUGAAGGCUGUUUAGUCUACCGCUGUAACCAGCGAUGAAGUUGAAUAUAUAACAGUCUACAUAUUUUUGUGAAUGACUGAAAUUAGUUCUUAUCUAUUCAAUAUAUGUAUUUGUUUGACACAUGUUGAAGUAUUUUAGCUUAAUUUGAUCCUUUAUUAUCACACUUGUCAAUAUCUCACUUAAAUUAACCAUAACAAAAAAGGUGUCUGAUGCUCAUUUUUACUAAAAUAUAUUUCUAUAAAAAAUUCUUUAAAAAGCAAGCAGAAAAGGAGUAAGAAAUAAGCUUGUUUUCUAGCUGUGUUGUGCAGUAUGCAGCAGGUUCAAUGUGUACAAUUGUUCACUAGGUACUCUAAUUGAUGUAUUGUAGUCUGCAUUUGCAUCUAGAGCAUUUUAUUUUUCUUCAUCAUUUACCUAAUGAGAGGAUUUUGCCUAGAAAUUUUGCUGUAAAUUUGCAAUUUGCUCAUGUCCAUUGUAGAGUUUUGGCAUGAGUAUGGUUUACACAGGUUGGACAUCCAAUUUUAAUAUUUCUUUUUCAUCAAAGCAGCAUACACAAAAAGGACAAAAUGAGACCAAGAGGCCACAAGAUGGAUGUUAAGACCUCCAUGGAGACUUCAAAGAAACCAAAACGGGAUCAGCCAGAGUUUGUAGCUAAGGAAGAACCUAAUUUUGAGUCACAAAAUGUGUCUGCAUCACCACGCAAAAGAAAGCGGGCAAGUGCAACAGAAGCAAGAGCUGCAUGGAAUAGUAACAAUAACAGAAAUACUGGUAAUAUUUUGCAUGAAGAUUCUGAUAGCACUUUGUCCGGUGAUGAAAAUGAUAAUGCAGGGAGCAUCGCAAAAGAAUUGCCUGUAGAUAGCUGGUCAGGUCAACAUUCUAACACACUUCGAAAGAAUUCCAAUACAGGUGGCCCUACCACACCACCAAAAUAUAAGAAGGGGGAUGUCAUUACAACACCAACUGGAAUACGAAAGAAAUUCAAUGGUAAACAGUGGAGAAGACUUUGCUCAAGGGACUAUUGCAAUAAGGAGUCUCAGCGUAGAGGUUUUUGCUCAAGGCAUUUAUCCAUGAAAGGGAAGUCGAUUCGGUCAAAUUCCGCUAUUCCUGGUGAGCGGCGGGGCAAACUUGUUAAAGAAGGCGCCAUUGAGUGGGAAUCAGGAGGAGAGAGUGACAGCAGCAUUCAACGUGAAUGUGAUAGGAGUAAUAGUUUUGAUAGUGACAUAAAGGACAUGGAGACUGAAGCAGCUAUGAGUCUAGUUUCUCUUGGCUCUCGUGGACCAACACCAUUUUCAACCUUAACUACUCCGUUGCCUUUUUCGUCCAAAACUCCUUCACCCUUUCUGGGAACGUCGUUUGAUGAAAAUAGCGGCGUCACUCCUCAUCCUAUAAUGAAUUCGACUCCUACGAAAAGUCUUGCGCAAGUUGUGACAAAAAUAGGGCAUUUUGUAAACGAACACCACAAUCGCCAUGCCAUCAGCCCUGACUCUGGAAUUCAGAUGUUUGGACGCGAUGAAAGAGCAAGUUUUAACAACACGCCAUCAAUUAUGUCACCUGCGCCACUGGUAUCACCAUGCACACCAACAACAAAGAUGUCAUUUUCGCCAAUACCAGGUGUGAAUAGCAGAACUGUUUCGCCAGGCCUACCUACACCUCCUGCAAUAAGGGGGAAGAGGAGUUUUGUCACCCCCAACCUACCUGCCCCAUCCGCUUUAACUCCAGCACCCAGUAAGGUUUUGUAUUCGCCAGCUCCACAACCACUUGCUGUUACUUCCUCGAGUCUUUUCACUCCAUAUACACAGACCAGUUUAACAAAAUCAACCAACGGAAAAAUAUUUCAUAACAAUCGAAAGGACCAAUCGUUGCUAAAUAAUAUAGAAACAGCUAAAACUCUUGAAAUCAAGCAAGAAGGCCCUAAAAAUCAACAAGUUUUAAAAGAUGAAAUUUCAUCAGCUGAGAAAGAUAAGCCAACCGUUCAAAUCGGAGCAUUUACAACUCCAUUAUACCCUUGGCAAGCUAUCUUACCCGUUUUAAUGUUCACCGGGUAUCCAGAUAGCCAUAAAAACAGAACUACCACUACCCAGGGUAUUAAAGAAGGUGGUGCUGGCAAGCCAUUUGAUGGUAAGCGUGAUCAUCCACCCAAUACUGUAGCAUGUUGGUCGGUUAUGAACCAUUCUCCCUCUUGUGAUCCAAACUACAUGAAAAGUCAUGAUCAUAGAACUAAUGAGGCUGGGGAAACAUCUGACGAAAUUGAUGACAAUUUAUCAUCACCAAUAAAGGACAAUCAUGUGGAUAAAGAACAUAUAAGACGUCCUAUGAACGCAUUCAUGAUAUUCAGUAAAAGACAUCGAGCAAGAGUUCAUGAGCGCUAUCCACAUCAAGACAACAGAACAGUUAGUAAAAUACUGGGAGAGUGGUGGUAUGCAUUAGGGCCGAACGAGAAACAAGAGUACCAGGAUCUUGCACACCAGGUAAAGGAGGCCCAUUAUCGGAAACACCCCGAGUGGAAGUGGUGCAACAAAGAGAAGAAAAAAAUAGCGCGAAAAGGGGAACGAAGAUCGUCGAUUACAGAGGAAUUGUUGACUGAAGGUGGCGAAAUUGAUUUGGAACUAACUGGUCGACCAAAUAGCAAGCGAUCUAAGAGUGUGCCUGCAAAUGAGCUUCGAGAAACGUCUGUUGAAUCACAGGUCUGCUCGCCAUCACAGCAUACCGCAGAUUCUCUUUCACAAUUGGCAAAAGUGGCUGUGCAAUUUGAAAGCGAAGGCCGUGAUAAGUUGUGGGAUGCAGAAGAAGAGGUAGAGCACGAAAACGCCUCUAAACAAGAAGAUUUCUCGGCUUUGGAAUGCAAGGAAAUUGUUUCAGGUGAAGAAUUAGGCGAAUCCGAUGUUGAUGAAUUAAUGGAAAACAAACGUUUUCCUCAACAAAGGUUUUCACCAAUAAACCCUAUUCGAGCCAGAAGUGCAACGCCAAAAGUAGGACGCUAUUUUUCGCCAAUUCCGGUCAGUCGACCGUGGACGCCCGAUUGUAAAAGCCACCAGCGCUCACUGGUACAUCCUUCUACAGAUAUACCAGCAAAGUAUAGAGGUGGUUCAACAUCACAACAUAAUAAUUAUUCAUUGUCUUUGCCUGGGACAAAAACAAAAUCUCCGUCGACACUUCAUUCUGGGUUAAAGAGUGCUUUCACAAGCAUUGAGUCUAAAAAAGCCGUAGCAUCAAGGGAGGAAGGCAAAUUACUUUCUAAGAGUGCGGAGAAUGACACACUUCCUUCUAGUGGAAACAGUACUGGGAUCAGAUCUGUACCUCUGUCCAGCAGCAAUGAAGGAUUAUUACGUUGUACGCCUGGCCAACCGCUAACGGCGUUGUCGAGGCCUUCAACGCCUGGCAAGACCGUGUUUCAACCGAAACUAGGACAAAUCGACCCUAGUGCCUCGGCUAGUAUGGCGUCGACAAGCAAAGAUUUUUUAAACAACAGAACAGUUGCCGAAAUGUCGGAUAAAUCUCCAGUCGCUGAUAGUACACAAUAUGGACGAAGUGUACCACGAUUUUACUCUUCCGAUGGCAGUAUUCCCCUGAAUACGAGCUCAUUCAACGGACAGAGUUUGGUUUACUCCCACGUUCCAACUGGUUCUUUCAUGUCCCCAUUUGUUUAUGCAGGACUGCAUUUCCAAGAAGGAGUCAUGUCCCAAAUGGCACCCCUUGCUUUACCUGCGCAGGUCCCAGGUAGUCCAACAACUCUACUCAGGCCCAAUGUAAACCACAUCGGACACCCCUUUGGUAAUACCCUUAUUUCUCCAGUGCUGAAUAUACAGUUGCAGUCGUCAAUUACGCCUGGCUAUAAUGCACCACAAACAUCAAGUGCUCAAAAUCGUGAAAAGUUGCCAAUAAAAGUUGCAACAAACAGUAGAUACCAAGGUGUGGAAACGACAGUUAAGCCUGACAAAAUAAAUCAACAAAAGUCUCAAGGAUUGAGCUCUGGGAUUUUGUCCGAACCAUCUUCACGAAAGGACAUGAAGCUACCUUCAGAGAAAGAAGGAAAAGCGUCAAAGAAUAUUCUAAAGAAAUUCAUUCCAGAUGGAAUGGAACAGGUUCUGUCUGAAGUAAAUUUCGAGCAACGUUUUGCUGAGCUCCCUGAGUAUACUCCAAAAUGUGCCACACCAACGAAGAUCGAGGAUCAACCCAAAGAAGACGUCAACACAAAAGACUCAUCUGAUACGUGCAACGAUGCACUUGAUGCACUUGCCGAAGCCGCUGCAGGAGUGAGUACUAAUCAAGACACUUCAGCUAGUUUUGGCAUAAAACGAAACAUGGAUCAUAAAAGAAACUUAGUUCAACAAUUUCUCCAGGAGCACGGGCCAUUUCCAACUGAAAAAGAGACCAACGAGUUUUUCGUCCAGCACAAUGACGUCUUCCCGAGCAAAUAUAAUUUGCAACUUAAAAUUCGCGAAGUUCGUCAAAAAUGUAUGCAAAUCCAAAGAGACCGCGAAGUGAGAUCUCAAAAGGAAUAAUCCAUGGUUAUAUGCAUAUUGUUAUAUAUGAUACCAAAUCAGGUAUAAUUUAUACAUGUGAGUAAGAUUAAAAUUCAUUGAUCGGGAAAUGAUACAGUUAACGCACCUAUUGUUUACUGAAUCCAGUUACGAAAAAUCCACUAUUACUGAGGGAGGGUCUAACUUAAUACGAAAAUGUUGGUAGUAACUGUGAAUUUAAUCAGUUCAGCGGCCGUGUUCCUUGAUUUUCUAGUCCAAUUUUUUAGAGCCGGUUGUAUAAAAAGGUAGCUACUGUAACUUAAUUACUGUAAUUGUCCAGUCAGGAUCAUGUUCCAUGCAGGUAACUAUGGUUUGACUGCCCAAAAAUAUAGUUAGAGUUUUAUACAACCGGCGCCAGAAUUUUGCGAACUUUUGAACUUCGAGCCAGCUUGCCACAUCAUUUUGACAUAAUAAGCAAUUACAUUAAAAAAAUUAUACACAGAAACCUAGGCAUUUGGUGCUGUUUUUGCGUAGGCGUCCUUCCAUAUUAAAUUUAUAAUUUACGUUGAACGUACUAAGUUACUAGGUCCAGUUCUCUAGCUAUGAUUUCCAGAUCAGUGUAUCAAAUGAAGUUAGGAUAUAUUUGCACGAGCCAGACGUAAUAUUGUUGCACAGUAUAUAUUAUAUCUAAGUUAUAAUCGAUAAUGAUGUUUGUGGUAGAUGUUAUAUGGUGAAAAAAAUAUAAAAAUAAUGCAUGGCAUAUUUAUUGUUUAUCUGUUCAGUGAAAAUGUUUAUAGAUAUAUAUAGGGUAUAUGGACGGCAUAUUUGUCUCAUCUACUCAGUCAUUACUUUAGUCAUAAGUUUUAGACUAAAUUCAUAUUUCUUUAUUAUUAUUAUUGUUGGAAAAUUCGGUUCGGUUGAGAGAGUUCUCUUCAUUGAGAAACAUAAGCAUUUCCAUAUAUGGACAACAAUGAAUCUUUGCACGUAUAUGAUAUCAAACCAAAAUAGUAAGUAGCUAUAGGGAGGAAAAAAUUCAGCCGUUGGAAUUGCAUUUUACUUUUCUAUCAUAAGAUACAUAAGAUACAUAAGAUACAACUACACUUUGAAGUAUGAGUGAAAUAACUUAGGGCCAGGCGUAUGGGGUUUAACGUAGUUUUGGUUCGGGGAAGAAAACUUGAGAUUUACCUGCAAGUCAUGUGGAGACCUCUCUUUUUCACCCCACCUUUGACAUCAUUGAUAACUGUUUAUACCUUUCUGAUUUGUCGAGACAUUAGUUUAAUUAACCUAAGGAAUAAAAUUUGAGGGAUUUGGUUAGAAACAUGCAGAUAUAUUGACAGACAUCUUAAAAGAAACAGCAUGCAUGUUUGUAAAUCGACACUCUGCAUGCUUUUUGAUUGUAUAGUGCGCGUGAAAAAGAGAGCACGAGUCUCAAUUGCUUAGAACUAUAUGUUUACUGUAUUUAUUCUAACUUAACAUAAAAUCACUUUAGGUGUAAUCUUGUUUCUAUAGUAAAGAAAAUUUUUACCUAUAUUAUAGAUGUUCAGUAUUGUUUUACGUAAGAAUGCAACAUUUUAGACACUUGACAUUGUAAAAUUAUUUGAAUGAGGUUAUAGAACGGGUUGUGCUAAGAGCAUGUAACGUGAGAUUGAUGCAAAUCUGUUAGAUUAAUGAUAUUUUAGUGUGCCUAAUAAUUAAGGUAUACUUUUGGAGUGUUCAUGUAAUAUUUGGAUGAUAAAUUACAUGUUACUUCAGUGAUCUGAAUGGCUAGAAGUAUUAUAUAAGCUGGUUAAUAUAAAAUGUCUUGUGAGGGCAUUCAUUCAUUCAGAAACGGAAGCAAAAACAUCAAUUUCUAAACUUAGAGUGUUUGGGUAACUAUAAUGGUAGUUUAGAUUGUAGCGAAUGUCGAAUUGACGAAGGACAGCUUACAUUCUAGUCUUUUUAGUUUGCUGGUGACGUCAGAACUGCAACGAUUAAGUGACAUAAUUUCCAUACAUUGCUAACUAUGAUAAAAGGCGGAUAUUUUUUUGUAAAAGGGCUGUAAUUGAUGCACAAACUUUAGGUAUUGUUCGGAAACAUUGAGGACCCUUCGGAAAGGUGUUAACUUGACGUUUUAAGGUGUCAUGCUGGAUGUGGCGACGUAGCUAUAGCAUGAAAAAGGAGCUAGGGGAACAUAUUCAUAUACUCAUGCUCGCUAAUUGCAAAGGCAAUUGAUAUAAUGUAGUACAUGAAUACAGUAUACAUACGUGAAUAUGUUCCCCCGCUUAUCGUGCUGGCGACGUUAUGGUAAGACGUGAUGUUUCAGGCUAUCACUGUCAGGGUGGAUAAGUCACUUAAUUGUUGCAGCGCUGUAUACAAUAUGAUUAAGCUACUAUGUAGCGGUAAUAAGAUAAUAUACACUAUACUAUAUAGCAUUAUUUAUGGGGAUUGUAGAAACUAUUAUUGUAACAAGGAGCAAUGAUUAAA